GGUGGUGGGUGGUGGUCAUCUACAUGUAUCUGCCCAUGGCUUCCGAGCUGAACUGGCAAAGAUUCGAUUCACAGCUCUGCAAGAAGCCUUGAGGAAAGAAGACACGCUCGACCAUUGGCAUUGAUUACUCGGUAACCUGAAGCUGAACGCAGCUAGCUAGCUGGGUGUGCGAGUCGAAAGAGAAGCAACUGAGUGAUCGAUUGAUUGACUGACUGACGGAGUAAAAGUUGUACUGGAAACGAUGGAAGACCAGGCCGAGACAGAGUUUGACUUCGAGGUGGAAGAGCUGCAACAGUUUGUGGGCGGAAGAGGCACAACAACCGCUGAUGACCCGGAAGAGGACGGCCAUGAGUCUCUGGGUGCCAUUCGGGCUGCCAUGACUCGAGGAUUCAGUAGUACGCGUCGUGCUUCCUCUCGAGCACUCGGUGGUAGCUCUCAUCACGAUCGUCGUUCGUCCCUAGGACGAUCGAGUUCGGGCAUGGGCAACAGCAGUCACACCGAUCGCUAUCGACGCCAUGCUACGGCUCCCGCACGUUCCAGUUCGAGCAGCGUCAAGCUGUGGCAAGCAAGAGGCUCCAUUGUGGCAGAUAAUGUGGAUCAGAGCACCAAUCUCAUGUCGGCUUCGUAUCAUACCAAAAAAGUUGGCAACAGCGGCGGCGGCGGCGGUCAUUGGGGAGAUCGAAGUUGGACUGACAUUUUCCUGGAACGAGAUCAUUCCGGAUCGGGAAGCAUGGAGGAUUCCUUUGCGAGUGUACGCUAUGGAGAAACCAAGGUCCGAGAAAAAGUCAAAAUCAAAAAAUGGCCCGUCUUUCUGGUCUUUUUGAUCACAGGUCUCGCUCUCACCAUACUGCUGCUCGUCAUUCCCAUGGGAGGAGUCAUCCUGAACAGCAGCAGCAACUCGUCAGCAUCAUCCGAAAGCACAAAUGAUCAUACGGCUCAGGUGACUCCCAGCCCAGAGACCAACAAUCCACCAACUCCGUCCGAGCCAGCCACAGAAGAAGAGGAAGAAGAACCAGCAGAGAAAGAACAAGCCAAAGAAGAAGUGGAACCGUUGGAAGAUGACGCAGAACGGCUGCAGGCACUGGAAUCACUGUUCAUGGAUCUGGAUAUCACCCCUAAGUCAGAACUGCAAAAGGAGGGAAGCGCAGCAAACAAGGCACUACGGUGGAUUGCCACUGAAGAUACUGCCAAAAUAGUACCAAACACAGACAACAAGGAAGUCCUUGUGCAGCGCUAUGCCCUUGCAGUCUUCUUCUUUUCCCAACAACAACACGAAAACGAUGAUGUUGGUACAACAGCAGCAAAGCGAGCAGGGGUGGGCGGAAGGCGACUAAAAAGUCUUGAGCCACAACAAAGACGCAGGAUGGAGAACACUGACAGAACAGUUCUAGACAAGACUUGGCUCACGGAAGGAUCCAUCUGUCAGUGGCAUGGCAUUUUCUGUGAUGGAGAUGAGAAGCACUUGGUACAUGAAAUCUAUCUUUCGCGAGCCAAUUUGGUGGGGACAAUUCCAGAAGAACUGUUCCUCGCCAUGCCUUCCCUCCAACGUCUUGAUUUGACUCACAAUCAGUUUCAUGGAAAGUUGCCCUCGCAGCUGCCGUCGUCCUUGCAAUUGGAGCACUUAUUGCUGGGACAUAACCAAUUGACUGGAUCAGUUCCUCGUAACAUUCUACAGGAAUUGCCCACUUUGAAGGAACUUGUACUGGUCAAUAAUAGUUUGACAGGAGAACUGCCCGAAGCAACAGAUUCAGUCAAUGACAAUCUGCAAGUCUUAUCGUUGGCUGCCAACCAGUUGAAAGGAUCCAUCCCUAAGUCAUAUGGACAAGAACUGCCGAGCUUGAAGAAAUUCAACUUGGAUGGAAACAGUGGCAUCCGGGGAAGCGUCCCCACAGAACUGGGGCUUCUGUCAAACCUGGAACGGUUGCAGUUGCAUGGGACCAGUCUCACAGGUGAAAUGCCACAGCAAGUAUGUACGCUCCAUCAGAGCUCGUCCUUGAGAUAUCUUGUCACAGAUUGUACCAGUGGAGAGAUCCAAUGCGAUUGUUGUACGCGUUGUUUCUAAGCAUGAAAGCGCAUGCUGCAUGUACGAAUAGAGGGAUGGACCUUCUGAGGCGACACAUGCUAUUGGCGCUGGCAAGCAGCUGUCUGUGGUUGUCAUCAUGGUCUAGCAAAAAUUUCUAUUAAGUUACAAGCUGCGAUUUGGUUGU
Molecule: messenger RNA, 2207 nt
Organism: Seminavis robusta
Lineage: Eukaryota; Bacillariophyta; Bacillariophyceae; Naviculales; Naviculaceae
Source: the annotation of a GenBank genome assembly